AUGCAACUAGAAGUGGAGGAUAUUGAAGAAGAACCUGUUCAGGAUUCUAUCAAUGAGUUGCUACAAAGGCAGUGCAAGCAACAACGUCACCGCCUGAAGCAAAUCUUUCUGAAGUGUCGAGAUGCAGAGGAAGCUCGAACAAAGAAACCUUCUGGAGUAAGCCAGCAGAAUUGGGAUAUUUUGGUCGACUAUUGGAGUGACGACAAAACUGUGCAUGUUGCUGAAGUGAAUACAGUGAAUCGACAAAAGAUCAAAGCAAUGCAUCGUCAAGGACGUAAAGCCUUUGUUGUGCUUCGAGAGGAAGUUAAGAAGACUGAAUUGAACGGCGAGGAGUGUGAUCGAAUCACUUUGUACAAAAGAGCUUAUUAUUCUGAAGCAAAAGGAUGGCAGAGUGAGCAUUCCGAGGCCAAUUAUAACAAGAUGCAGGAACUACAAGCCGAGGGGAAGAUGACAGUAGAUGAAAUAUGUAACACUGUUCUUGGUGAAAAACCGGGCUACAUAAGUGGUCUUGGUCAUGGUCCAAAACCGAUUGCUUCUUCAAAUUCAACAAACAGGAGGCUGGAAGCAGCUUUGAAGCAAGUUGAAACCGAGAAAAAUGGCUGGAAAUCUGAAUGUGUAAGUCUGAGGACAGAAGUUGGUUUGCUGAGAGAAGAAGUAUCUGGAAUGGGAAUCUUAAAGGCAGAGCUGGCUGACGUAAAAGAGUUACUCGGAGUGAUUCUUCGCGGACAGAAAGUUUGA
Molecule: messenger RNA, 738 nt
Organism: Linum trigynum
Lineage: Eukaryota; Viridiplantae; Streptophyta; Magnoliopsida; Malpighiales; Linaceae
Source: the annotation of a GenBank genome assembly